UGAUCGUCGUCUGCAUAGAUAUAUUAAAGACAUUUUUUUAUAUCUAUGGUAUUCUGUAGACAUAAUCGUAUAUCUAUAAUUUUGUCUUUAACUCACAAAUUGUAAUCAAACACAGUUGAAGAAACAGUAGUGUUUUUGUGGUUUAAUCAAAUCUUUGUAUUGGAAAAGAUCUUAUUAUAUUUCUAGAAUUUUUAAUAAAAAUAAUUAAUAAUGAAUAAUUGUUGUUAUCAAGUGGUUCUUCCUAAGCCAAAGCCAUUGAGCAUACGAACUACUUUUAGCAAAGAGAAAUUACACAAAAUAGAAAAUAUUAUCAAAACAUUGAUUACGAUUCAGGCAACAAAUGAUUUAAAAAAACUGUUUGACGAAGGUGCUUUAAUAUCUAGAAUGUGCUGUAAAGUAAAGAAAAAAUUUAGAGGAGAGAAACUAUUUAGACGUCUCAAACAAGUCACUGUUUUAAUUAAAAAAUUAUAUCAACUAAACAUUCCAGAGGUUAUUUUAAAUUUAUUGUCAGCAUUUGAAAAUGGUAUGCCAACAAAGCAAGCUGGUCAAUGGUCUGGUACCCGCAUUUUAGCAGCUCUUCAUUUAAUCGAUCGAUUGCAACAGUUUAGCAAAGGAAUAGCUCAACUUAUAGUUAAAGUAUUACAAAAUGGUCAGUGUUGGUCAGAAAUGAACAUUGCACUUGCUAUGGUCAGCAGGGUUUGGAUACUUUCUAAAGCAUUGUACAAAUCGUUUUUACGCUCAUAUAAUCGUUAUAGACCUGUGGUAAAUCAGUUAAAAAUGGCUGGAUCUGAAUGGCUACCAAACUUUGAAUUACCUGAAUGUUUCAAUAGUAGCUUAAUAGAAAAUGAUAAAAAAUAUUUUAGUUCUAGUGAAUCAGAAGAACUUGUAGAAAACCCGGGUUCUGUUAUGUGCCGUAAGCCUGAGCCUGAAUCUUUUGUAAAAAAAAGAAAAAGACCAGGAAAACAAAUUCGAAUGUUACAAGAGAAACGCAAACACAAAAUCAAAGUUGUUAAAAAACAGAAAUGUAUUUAAUUAUUUGUACAUAUUCCCUCCCUCAUGUGUUAUUUUAUUUUAUUGUUAAUUCAGAAAAUUGAUUAUACUUGCCUAACAAUAUGUUGUUUGAUGUUAUUAUCAUUUUAAAUAAUUGUUUCCCAGGAAACCUUAACAUCAUGCAUUUAACUAACUAAUUUUAGGUUCAUUUAAAUUUAAAUUUAACACUUAAACUAUUUCAAGCUUACUAAUUUUAACUGAAUACAUUUUAUUCAAUAAAUUAAUUUAUAUUUUUAUCAUGUAUACUAAUGAUAAUUAUAAGACAUCUUACAAAGCAGCCCAUAAGAUUAUACCAACCAUGGUAUUAGAGAGUAAUGUAUGUUAAUAGUUUAAUAAAUAAUUAAAUCUAAAUAGUUUAUUUUGAUACUUUUAAAGUGAAUGAACAUACUGUACAAAAAAUGAUAGAAUAAUUUUUUAUGGUUUUUGUGAAAUUUAUAUAAAUAUAUUAAUCAGUAGACCGACAA
Molecule: messenger RNA, 1514 nt
Organism: Sipha flava (yellow sugarcane aphid)
Lineage: Eukaryota; Metazoa; Arthropoda; Insecta; Hemiptera; Aphididae
Exons: 3
Coding region: 211-1032 (273 amino acids)
Biological process (GO): positive regulation of Notch signaling pathway
Cellular component (GO): nucleus
Source: RefSeq, a predicted model, not a curated record